UUCUUUUGACACCAAAUUUGCCGGGUGUUUGUUUGUCGAUUGUUGUUGAAAUGCGACAACAAAGCAAAGAUUUCUCCGUUUUUACGGAUUUUUGAAAAUACAGUCUUUUACAGCCUUGGGAAAAUUUUUUACUCGUUUUAUAUUUAUUAUCAUGUCUAUUACCAACUGAAAGCUAAAGACAUGAAGUGAAUUUUGUUGACUCCAGAAUUUGUAGAAAGUUCUUUGAUCGCGCGAAAUCUAAAGUUUUUUUAUCGCAAUGCCGAGGUUCGAUCUUAAGAAGUUUAACCAGAGAAAGAAGGAACUUAGAGAAGAAGCAUUCCAACGGAACAGAGAUAUACUGGAAGCUGACAAGGAAAUUAAUCUUUUGGAGACAUCAUUCAAACUGAAAAAAGCUGAACUAGAUCGAAAGUCACAACAAUGCAAAAGGCUGGACGAAAAGGUUUGCUCAUUUUUCGCACCAAGAAAGAUAUAUUGAUUCCCUUAUUAGCUUUGAUUAGUUUCACUACAAGAUUUGUAAAGAAGUUUAGGAAGAGGGGGRGCUUCCAGAUAWAGAUAGGGAGUUUAAGGCAGAGGCAGUGUAGUUUACUUGACUCUUAGAUGGGUUUCAUAGAUUGGUAGAGUAGUGAAGGAGGURGAGGAGCUGAAAGACAUAGACAGGGAGCUAGGUGUAUGUAACAAGACCAACAAAUUCAGUGCAAGGUCACCUACUACUGAUGAGACAAAGGAGAGGACUGCCAGAUUGAGAAGAGCUGAAACUAUGGAAAUGGCAUUGAAAAUACAUGGAGGGACACCUGAAGCUGCAGAGAAAGGUUUGAUUGACACAGUCAUAAGRAAAUGCUCGUCAGAAACUGUAGCUGAGAAGAUAGUUGGAGCAAAGAAUGUCAUGGAGAAGAUCAACAAGGAGAACAGGAAAAAGACCAAGAAGUAUGAAAAUUCAGAAAGAAACAAAAUGAGAAGUGUAGCUGUGUAUUAUGGUGGGGGGGUUAUGGGGAAGAAAAAGUACCGUGCAGUCUUCCGGUAUAGCUCUUAUAUAAGGGAGGGGAGUAAGUUCAAACGAAUUAUUGUAGGUAACAGCAGAAUCCCAAAACUUGUGCCAUAUUAUAAAUUGAUGCCUUUUAUCAAGAGUAUUGAUAUUGGUAAGUUAUAUUCUGUACGUGAUGAGUUAUGUCAAGGUCUACCAGAGCAUGAAAAGGUGAGUGGUGUCUACAGGGAUCUUACUGAACUUUUGUUAACUUUAGCAAAAUACUAUCUUAGUUGUAGGCGAAAAGAUCUCCAGUGGUUUGGAAGUGCCCCUCACACUUUCUCUAUAGCCAUAGGUGGAGAUGGGUCACMAUUUAUGAAAGAUGACACAGCUUGUGCUUGGCUCAUCAGCUUCCUAAACAUUGACAAAGGAGUCUUAAGUAGUGAUGAAAACUUUCUUUUGUUUGGAGCAAAUUGCUCUGAAAAUUGCACUCCUGUUCACAGGUUUUUAGACAAAAUCAACAAGGAAAUUCAAGCCAUUGAGAAGAAAACUUUUUCUGUUACCCUACCUAAUGAUACCGUCAUCAAUGAUGUUAAGUUUGUAUUCUCAGAGUUACCAAAUGACAUGAAAAUGUUAUGUUUUAUUGCAGGUGAAGUUUCAAAUAGCGCCACAUAUUUCUCAACYUUUGSGAAUGUAAACAAAGAUGAGAUUGCAGACACUAAUGGCACAUUUUCUCUUGACAGAAAUACCAAAUGGAAGCCUUGGAGCUACGAAAAGCGUCUCMAAGAUGCUGAUUCAGUGUCAAAAUUCAAAAAAUCUGYCGCUAAGAAAAAAGUCACUGAAGCAACUAAGAGAAACAACAUAACACAACACAUUGCCAGCCUAAAAAGCCGCCAAGAGUUUGUUCCAUUACUGGGGAAACUUAUUGACAGGGCACAUGUAGACCCAUUGCAUAUCAAAAAUAAUGCCUGUGCACUUAUGCAUAGAUUAAUACUACAUGAAGUUCUUUCUCUAGCUAAUCUUCCCCAUAACAUCCCUUUUUCCAAAGUUCYAUCCACUUCAUGCUUUUACAAAUACAUUGAUACCAUGCGAAAUGUUUGUGGACUAACUAGGUUGGCAAAAAGACUGAUCAAGUGGUUCGACGAAACCUUGUCAACAGGUAAAGAGUUUGAUUACCGAUUUACUGGUAAGGACUCUAGAUUAUUUCUGCACAACUUUAUGCUUUUAAUUGCUUCAGUUGACCCAAGUGGUCAAAAUGUUUCACAUGAUUUGCAUAUAAUGGCUUAUGCUUGUUUAUGUUUGCGCGAUGCAGUUGCUUUAUUUUCACGCGUUAACAUUUCUGACCCACAGAUUAAAGAACUUAAAGUCUUCUGCAACAACUACUUACGAUGCCAUGCUUUAUUUUUAUCUAUUAAUCAGACAGUCUGGACUAUAGGUCAAGUUGUCCCAGAACACACACGCGACAUGUUUAAUAGGUAUGGUAAAGGUCUUGGCUUAAAUUCCAUGGAAGGCAGAGAAGMGAAGCAUAUUUUUGUASGCAAGUAUAGUGUCAAUACACUAUACAAAGACAGGUGGGAACAGAUUUUCAGACAUGAAUUUAUUUCAUUAAUUUGGUUAAGAUCUAGGGGGUACAACCUUUCAACGUCAUCUAGAAAUAGGUUGGAGACAUAUGUGCCAGCAAGGGUAAAGAAGCCAGACUACUGUUACUGUGGAAUGGUCAAAGAUAUCAAUGCAGAAAGUUGCUGGUAUUGUGUACACCCAUUAAGAGAAAGAAUAAAAUCAUGUAUUGCUAAAGGUAAGAAGUCUCUCCUUUAAUGCAGUCAUGGAUAGCAGGUGGUUUCUCUACAAUCAUUACAUUAUUUACUUUAAAAAUAGCAUGAAAUUACAUUGGAUCGUCCAAAAGUUCUUUUAAAAACAGCACAAAAUAAAUACAUGAAAUAGUGGAGUUCACUAUUGUGGAGUACACUAAUGUAGCAAUGGUAGUGAACCCACUCUGUAUUGGUAGCGAAACCACUCAAGCGAGUGGUAGCAAAACUACUUUUGAUAGCGAAUUUACCUGUAACCAUGGUCAUGCAUUGUGUCAGCAGGAGGCUAUGGCAAAUCAAAAGAUUAAAAAAAAACAACAAAUCAAACAAAAUCAAAUUAAUAAAACACAAACAAUGCAUCCAAUUAACUUUCCUUUCUUUGGUGAAUUAUAGUCUUUUUAUUAUGUCAUUGAAUCCUGCUUAGCUAAUUAAAGAGAUAGCAAAAAUAAAGCAUGAGAUAAGGUAAGACAUGAUUUCUUAGUGUUUGUCAAGAUCUAACAGGCAURACAGGUAAGUGGCAUGGGCAUUGAAAAUACAAUUAUAUUUAUCUUUUAAUAUUCAAUUGGUAUUACAUAUAAGCGAGUGCAUUAACAAUAGCCAAGUAGAAUAUCAAUUGAAAACAAGAAGAUAAAUUCUGUAUUUUAAAAUGCCUAUGCAAUGUUCCAUUUAUUAUAUAUACUUCAAGUGAUACCAAUACAAAACAGGGAAAACAAUCAAAAUUUAUCCAUGGUGGCAUGUUAUUCAAAAAUGAAAACUGUCAGUAUUGCAUUUAAAUGUAAACAUGCAGGAAAUUUCCUGGUAUUGAAUUGAGGUAUAUAUCAUAAAUGUUUGUUUAUCCUGAAUGCCAGAAUAAUCCCUUACUAACUGCUGUUACUACUAAGUCCAAAAAUCUAACCACCGUUGGAAAAAUAAGCUAAUUACUAAGUCAUAUCUUGUAAUAUUGUUGGUUAGAAUAACAAAAAUCUAACCGCCGUUGGAAAAAUAAGCUACGGUAACUACUUAGUCAUCUGUAAUAUUGUUGGUUAGAGUAAGAAAAAUCUAACCGCCGUUGGAAAAAUAAGCUAACUACUAAGUCAUAUCUUGUAAUAUUGUUGGUUAGAGUAAGAAAAAUCUAACCGCCGUUGGAAAAAUAAGCUAACUACUAAGUCAUAUCUUGUAAUAUUGUUGGUUAGAGUAAGAAAAAUCUAACCGCCGUUGGAAAAAUAAGCUAACUACUAAGUCAUAUCUUGUAAUAUUGUUGGUUA
Messenger RNA from Exaiptasia diaphana, 4010 nucleotides. RefSeq lists its product as uncharacterized. The record is from RefSeq and is a predicted model, not a curated record. NCBI's taxonomy places the organism in Eukaryota, Metazoa, Cnidaria, Anthozoa, Actiniaria, Aiptasiidae. The transcript is spliced from 3 exons. The coding region runs from base 758 to 2776 and encodes 672 amino acids.